UUAUUUUGUUUAAAAAAGAAAUGGUAUUCAACCUUUCGUGAAAUAAGCCACAAUGAUAUAUUUAUAACAAAUACAAUAUUAUUUUAGAUGAAAGGUUCAUACCGAAAAAGGCAAUAAAUAAAUUCGAAUAGAUAAAGAUUGGGAUGAGAAAAUAAACGGAUAAACCCAAAGAUAGAGGCGAUAUAAACACGUCUAUUUUUAUUACUAAAGCGUAAUUUCCGUAAUAGAACAAAACGUACCAAUAAAAAAACUACCAAGAACUCAUUUGUUUUUAUGUGAAUUUUAUUAAGUGAAUAAAAUUUUAUCUCGGCCUACAUCGGUAACCACGGCUUAACAAAGUACGCAUACGGCAAUGCCUACUGCGCAUGCCCGUGGCUCACUCAUUCCGGACUAUUUGUUUUGUCGUUACACUAUCAAAAAGCUUCGGAUUGCUCGCAUAGUAGCAUCUUCCCUGCUAAUUGGGUGAUAUCCGAACGUAUCUUGGCUAUCAUACAGCCCUUGGUGUAAAGUGCAAGUGUGUGCGAGUUUCCGAACGCGCGGAAUCAAUCAGCCGCCUGUCAAGUGCUCGCGACUUCGCGCCAAUAGUUGACGUUUGGCCGCGUGCGGUCGCUCGUUCGGAAUUUGAAUAACUUGACGUUUCGUGAGUGCUCUUUAUCGGUGAUUUGUGGUGGACAUUACAGGUAAACACUCGGACCUGUGCUAUCCGCAUUCAGCCGCAGAAUCUAUCAUACCCUGGUUAAACUAAACGUGACACCGUGCAUUGAACUCUAGUUUAAAAACACUGAAUACUUAAAAACUUAAUUCAAGUUUUAAAAACUUCAAGGCGUCCUUGGUCCUCCAAGAUGAAUAUAACCUCAACGACGGACGGGCCCGGUAUAAAGGGUACGAUGGCGAUCUUGAACUGUCUGCUGGCUCGCCAGCUCUGCUUCGAAGACGCCUCCUGCUCUGCCAUCCUCGAGAUCAUCCCCCGCGUCUGUGGCUCUGAACUUGUUGCUUGCUCUACGGUGACCGUGACGAAGUGCCAGGCUGCUCUGAGAACCUUGCAGGCUUUCCCGUUCUUUAAACCGACUUGCCUCUGUCGGGAACCGAACGUGGAUCCUGAAUGCAACUCCUUCCGGGACUUCCUGUUCGACCAUCCCUGCGUGUUUGUCAUGAAGAAGGAGAAAGACCCGUACCCAGUGGAAACCCUGCCGACCUGCACGUAUGCCCUCAGCGUCUGCCACAACGAGAAAGCCUGCUCCGUACUCUUCGAUCGGUUCAAGAAUGCUUGCAAGGCCAGGGAUGGAGAGUGUCGUAUGGAUGACAGGGAGUCAUGCCGCGAAGCCUGGGCUGGUCUCCGGCUCUCCCCGCUGUUCGGCUGCAUCUGUCCCAACACCCACAUGAAGAAACGCUGCGACCGCAUCUUCGCCGUGGUUAACCACAACCCUUGCGUCGUAAAGCUGAUGUCGGACGGAAGGACCGCGAAUCGAAACGGAACCGGUGUGACUUCGUGGAUCGGCGGUAUGUCAAUAACACAUGAUGGGAACCUGAUCGCUCCGGACAAAAUUAUGACGCACAUCCACCGUUAUGCGAGCCCCCACUACAACCCGCACGGGCAUCAUUACCACCGCUGGAACCAUGAGCCGGGGGGGAGCGAGGACCCCCUGUACGCGACCAAGACAGUCUACGGACCUGGAUACAUUGAUGAAAACCAGAGGAUUGGAAAAGAAAACGGUAAAUCAGGUGAUGACAAGGUGGCCCUUCAGUCGACGUGCCACGUGGCCCUGGAUGCCUGCAUCAAGGAUAGCGAGUGUGUGACGUCACUGACCCCGGUACUCCAGAAGUGCCAUGCUACGGACUGUGACCGGGAGGGCUGCAUGGCGGCGCUUCGAGGGUUCUACAGGAAAUCUGGAGUCCAUUGGAACACUGAGAUCGCUUUUUGUCUUUGCAAGAAAACGGACAACCGUGAAGAUUCCUGCAUGAACGCUCAGGAGAGGCUGCACCCUUCGUGUGCCCAACGCCCACCCGUGGGCUCCCCGCUACCCGCCUGCCACACCCUGGCUCAUGCCUGCAGAGAAGAACCAGAGUGCAGGAUUCGUCUUGAGAACUAUGAGCAGUGGUGUGCAGUGGACGCCGUCACCCAGGGUUGUGCCGGUUCCCCUGCCGCGUGCAGAGCUGCCGUGGUGGCGGUGCUGGGGACGCAGCUGCGAGCUGCCUGCGCCUGCCGCGGUACCGACUUCGCUCAGCUGUACGAUUGUCUCGGAUGGCAGAGGCUGCUCUGGCUCAAUCCUUGCGUUGUGGAAUCCCAAAGCGACUACCACAUGAAGACCUACGGCUCCCUGAUGACCACCACUCCCUUUGACAACGGCAUCAGGUACAUCACGGUGGCGCCCGAGUCACCUAUAUACCACCGCACUACCACCCAUCACCAUCGGCAUACCACGCAGCAUGGGACGCCGCAGAUUGAUCCUGUGCAGGAAACCCGCGAAGAACUGAGUCCAAUAACAACCAUGUCGGAACAGACAGUUGGUCCCAACGAGGUAGCUCAGAUCUCCGAGCCGGUCAUCGAGACCACGACCGAGACAACCACAGUCGCCACAACCACCACCUCAACCACCACAACCACAACAACAACGACGACCACAACCACGCCACGGCCGACCACAACCCUGGAGCCGACGAAGUAUUGCAUCGUUAAGAAGCCAGAGAGUGAUGACCAGGCGCAGUAUAUUAAGAUGGGAGAAACGAGGAGGCUGUACCGCUCAGCGGAGCUAGCAGAGUGCACGGACCUGUGCGUGUGCGAGGCCUCGCUGCAGGUGUCGUGCAAGGUGGCGUGCGUGCCGCGCGCGCCGUGCUCGUCGCGCCUCGCGCACUACUCGCACGCCGCGCCCGCCUACCAGGCCUAUAGGGGGCGCUGUUACUGCUACUCUGGAUCCUUCAUCUGUAUGAGGCCUAAUCCUGGUGAAUACAAGCUGCCAGAAGGUGUAUACCUGCUCCUCGGGUUCAGCGCAGUGGACGAAGCUCUGCUGCGACCCCACACCGGGCUGGGGGCUGAAGACGCUGUCCGCCUACUGCAGCAGUACCUCUACUCUGUGCACAGUGAGGGGACAAACUGCACGCUGACUCUAUUCAACAUCAGCAAUGAGAAUGUAAUCAUCUCAGCGAGCGUGCCGCAGCGUGAGCAGGAGGCACUGCGAGAGGCCGGGGAGGCGCUACUUGAUAGAGAAAAGGAGGAAUGCAUCGACGUCCUCAAGGUGGUAAAAUCCCGUAUCAACUCUCAGCACGAGGACAUCUCCUCACACCUUCUCCUGUCGAUCUUCAAAAUCGCUGAAGUGGACGUCGUGUACCCCACCCCGCCAAGCUCCGCCAUCACCUCCCACAGGCCCAUCACCAUCCUCUACAUCACCAUUAUUCUCAUCACCUUUCUCUACAACUUCAACUCAACAAUCUCCUUCAUAAAAACUAUCCUAUUCUUCGAGCGUUUCGUCAAUUGUUUCUCGAAUUUAUUGACUAAUAAACUAAGCAUCAAAGGGUUACCGACCCAAAACGUUUUAGACCUCGUUCCUUUCGAGAAAUAUUCCAAUGAACAUAUCAAAUUUGUAUCUAUUUUGAAAUGUUACGAUGAAUUUAUUGUUAGUAAUGUAGAUGUUGUAAAUUACAUUGAGAAUCGGCACGAUGCACUUGCUUUAGGUGACGCACAAGACAAACAUAUCACCGACGAUCUAGACGUAAGUAAAGUAGAUGUAUAUAAUUAUAAACAAAUGAUACAUAUCAUAAAAGCUGUGAGUAUUACAAUAUUUAAUAAUUUUAAUGAACUUGUUGCUGAUGCAAUUAUACCUAAAUAUUUUUCUAGAGAUGUGUACUACGAAAUUGAAUGUACUUAUUAUGAUUCGAUGAAGCUUUUUGGUGAUUUUGUUUUUGGAAAAAUCGCGUCCUCUUCUUAUGGGAUUGUAAAAUCCGUUAGCCUAGGACUGACUCUAGUAGUAGUAUGAAGACUGACAUGAAUAACUAAACAUAUCAUAGUGGUAUUUCGUUUUAUUUUCGACUUGUAACUGGUGCUUGUAGGUCGAUCUUAAAGGCUGGGUUUUGUAAAUAAGUGUAUUACGCCUUUUACACUGUUAGACCUUCGGUUGGUUUCUCUGGUAGAGUAGAAUGUUUAGUGCUGCGGAUAUCGUCGUUUUCUUCUUUUUUUUCAAAUUCCAUAUUUCAAUACGGCAACACAGAAUGGUUUCUGUUUGAUAAAAUUAUUAUUUACUUUUUCCAAGAAAAAUAAAAACUAUAUUUCGUUCGGUAUGGAAUAUUUUUUGUAUUUCUGCUGGUUUAACGCCCAAAAACAACUCUUUCAAGACUUGUUUUUGAGAAAGUGGAAGGAUUCUCUACAUAAGGUAGUGGUGUUUCACUCACAAAACUUACUUAAAGGUGAUCUCCAACAAAACCUUCUUACUUCACGCAAAAUUUUGGCGUCAAGGAAUCAAGAAUUUUCUCAUCCUUUUUUUCCUUUUCUACACUAGAAAUAACAGGUAGGUUGUGAUACUCUUUAGAAAAUUAUCUUUUAUUAUCUUUUAAAGGAAUAUCUGCAGCAUAAAACCUUUCUGUCUUUGUUUCCCUAACUAGAUAGUAGCGGUUUAUCGCCUUUAGUUAGUGACUGUACUUAGGUAUCUAUAUCCAUCAAUGUGAAUGCACGUUAGAUUAUGUUUGGGAUUGGACAGAACUUAGUAAUUGUAACAAUUUUUAUUCUUAAUCUUAUUUUUGAAGUUAUACAGUCAGAAAA
Trichoplusia ni (cabbage looper) is the source of this 4750-nucleotide messenger RNA. RefSeq lists its product as uncharacterized. The record is from RefSeq and is a predicted model, not a curated record. Gene Ontology annotation, biological process: nervous system development. The coding region runs from base 843 to 3971 and encodes 1042 amino acids. NCBI's taxonomy places the organism in Eukaryota, Metazoa, Arthropoda, Insecta, Lepidoptera, Noctuidae. The transcript is spliced from 15 exons. Gene Ontology annotation, molecular function: signaling receptor activity. Gene Ontology annotation, cellular component: signaling receptor complex; external side of plasma membrane.